AUGUCUGAGCCCCGACGGUCGACGAGGGCGCGCGCCCGCGAAGACGCCGCCCCGGCUGCCCCCGACACGCCCAACGACAAGCCCGCCAAAGCCGCCAAAGCCGCCCUGAAGCGCAAGCGGACCAGCCUCGCCGUCAAAGACGCGCCGCCCUCGACGCCCGUUGCUGAGGGCGCGCCGCUGCCCCCGCGACAGACGCUGCCCCUCCAGCUGGUCGACGGCGCGCCGCUGCCCACACUGCGCGAGCCACAGCCCCUCCACCUUCCAUCCAGCGAAUGGCAGACGAUCCAGCAGAGCCGCGUCCUCGAGACGUCCUUCGAGCGCUCCAAGGCUGUCUGGCUGUCUGGCGCCAACUUCCGCACCUUCCAUGCCCACUUCAACCAGCCCAAGAAGCUGGCCGACCGCACCGACGAGGACAAGGCCAAGACGGCGAGACAGAAGGAGCUGCUCAAGAACUUCCCCCAGGUCGGUGCCGACCGCGUGAGCGUGAAGCUCGUCAUAGAGCCGCACACGCUGCCUAUCCGCCUCUACGGCCCGCGCGAGGUGGGCAGACCAGCACAGAAAAAGCCUCCCGCGCCAUCGCCCUAUGCUCCCUGGCCAAACCACAGCCAGCCCAACCAACACACCAAAUACCAGGGUGGCCAGCCCAUACAGCAGAAGCCCCAGCCACGCCCACCCCAGCCCCCCAAACCUGUCCAGGCCGCGCCUCCGCCUCAGGCCCCCGCAGCCCCCGCCCCCGAUCCCGUCAUACACAUGCUCGCCGCGAGAGCAGGAACAGAUCCCGAGCUGAAGGCUGUCAUGAAGAUAGUCGCCGCUGGCUCGGCAAGCAAGGAGCAGCUCGAGUUCUUCCAGACACACAUCAACGAAUUGACGGCGAUUCUGGCCAGGCAGAAGGAGGAAAAAGCGCCCAAACCAACUCCGCCAACGCAACCCCCCAAACCUACGCCGCCGCCGCCGCCUCCAGCACCGAAACACACAGCUCCUCCUCCGCUUCCCCGCCCAGUCCAGCCAGUCCAGCAGCCUCUGCAGCCCAGCACGCCCAAGCCGUACAGUCCGGUCCCGCCACAGGGACAGACGCAGCAACCCUCGCCUACACAACAGCCAUAUCCACCCUAUCCGAACAACUUCAGCAAACCGCCGCAAUACCACCCGCCGCCGCAGCUAUCGACCUACAACCCACCCCCGAGGACGACAUAUCGCCCGUUGGUCUUCAGUUUUGUCCAUGGCAGCGAAGACAAGUUUUACUUCCCUUCGUAUAGUUUCAUGGAAUGGCUUCCCAAUGGCACAGGCGCAAAGCUGUCCUUUCUCAUCACCAAGAUGAAGCCAAGGCCGGAUCCAGUCGUCAAACCUCCGUCUGCCUCUGCUCAAAACUUAAUGCCGACGCCGAUUCCGACUCUCGGUACUGCGACUAAUGCUAUGCCUGACGCACCCCCACCGAACGCCAUCAUACCAACACCCAGCCCCACAAACCCUGCUUUUGCGUCCACACAACCUGCCGCAUCAGCCCCCUCGGCAACCUUCGUGCCGCCUAAACCGCCCCAGCGAAUCGAAGAUUUCGACGAGAUGAAUGAGAUAGACAACAUUGAAUUCUACCAGCCAGUUACUGUCCUUCUACUAAUCGAGCACGAUGAAGGCGACGAAAUCGCAAGCGCCUUGCCGCGCUCGAUACGACCACCGCAUGUCGUGGAGAAAUACAUGAACGAGGUGUUUGAUAAGUGCAAAAGGGCAGAGGAGACAUAUCUAGCCUUCAGACUGCCCAAAGACGGCGAUGAGUUGCCAGAGAAGAGGAUUAGGAGCGGCGACGUGACGCCUGCGGUUGCAACGCCGACUCAGGACGUCGCCAUGGGAGGGAUGGGUGGGUCUGCCAGUAGUAUGGCAGAAAAGAAGAAAGCUGGACGGCCUAAGAAGAGUCUUAACGCUGGCCACAUAGCCCAAGGUUACCGCCCCUCAACCUACCGCUCCGUCUCUGGCAUCCCAAAAACUCACCUCGUAACCUGCGACUACCGGGGCUUCGGUCUCUCCACGCUCACACACUCCCCGCAUAUCCCCACUGAAAGCGGUCUAAUAGCCGACGCCUUAAGCCUGAUUUCAUACAUCACCUCGGACCUCUCUCAUUCAAGCACACGCAUCGUUCUCCUGGGCCAGAGCCUCGGCACCGCCGUAACAGCCGCCAGCGCGCUCUACUUCACCAAUUCCACCUCCGAGCACCUCCCAUUGGCCAUUACAUCCCCAUCUGUAACAUUCAAACCAUCCCGUAACUUUGAAGGUUUCGCCGGCAUCGUCCUAGUAGCCCCCUUCACCUCGCUCCCCCAACUCCUCAAGACCUACAAAAUCGGCGGCGUUCUCCCCAUCCUAAAACCACUGCAAGGCUACCCCAGGAUAGCAAACUAUCUAUCCACUCGCAUCGUCGACCACUGGCCCACCCUCACCCGCCUACGCGCCCUCAUCUCCACCGCCUCAGCCAACAAGUCCGGUUUCCACAUUACUCUCCUGCACGCACGAAACGACCAGGAUAUCACGUACUGGGAAUCUGAAGCGUUGUUCCAGCCACUGGCUACGCAAAUGUUGACGGAAGAAGGGGUUGUGGCGGAGGAGGAGAGGAGAACGAUUCAAGGGGCGAAUAGGGUCAAGAGGGGUGCUUUUGCGUAUAAGAAGGUCGAGGACGACAAGGGAGAUAGGAUGGUGGAGUUGGAGGUUGUGAGGUAUGGAGGGCAUAAUGAAGUGGUGGGGUGGACGCAGGUUAGUCUUGCGAUUAGGAGGGCGUUUGUGAGGAAGACGAUGAGGCCGGGGUUGGACGUUGAGUAG
Molecule: messenger RNA, 2802 nt
Organism: Alternaria ethzedia
Lineage: Eukaryota; Fungi; Ascomycota; Dothideomycetes; Pleosporales; Pleosporaceae
Exons: 2
Coding region: 1-2802 (933 amino acids)
Biological process (GO): chromatin remodeling
Cellular component (GO): Swr1 complex
Molecular function (GO): ATP-dependent H2AZ histone chaperone activity
Source: RefSeq, a predicted model, not a curated record